UGGAUCCUCCGUUCAAACUACCCACUCUGAACCCCUCAGUUCUGAGUCAAAGUCCCAAGUCCAGUCCAGCCCGUGGCAAGGCCUUACCUGCUGCGGUGGACUCUUCAGAAUUGACCCCCGAGCCUGCUCCUGUCGCCUUCUCGCUGUGGCUAUGGCUGAGGCCCUGACCCUGAUGCAGGAGAAGCCCCCAGAGGAGCCACAAGGCAAGACGGACACACACAGCCAUGACUCCAGGUCUCAGUCAACAUGCGCCUGAUGCGGACACCUCGGGAUCCCAGAGGCUGGAGCCUGGGAGUGCAGCCGACGGUCCCGGAACCAGGUAACUGCAUCCAGAGGGGCCCAGAAGAGGGAGGAGGCAUUGCCUCCACCACAACAACUACACCCAGGAUGCAGAGCAUCAAGUGUGUGGUGGUGGGCGAUGGGGCAGUGGGCAAGACGUGCCUGCUCAUCUGCUACACAACUAACGCUUUCCCCAAGGAGUACAUCCCCACAGUGUUCGACAAUUACAGUGCCCAGAGCGCAGUUGAUGGGCGCACAGUGAACCUGAACCUGUGGGACACGGCGGGCCAGGAGGAGUAUGACCGCCUCCGCACACUCUCCUACCCUCAGACCAAUGUCUUUGUCAUCUGUUUCUCCAUUGCCAGUCCGCCCUCCUACGAGAACGUGCGGCACAAGUGGCAUCCAGAGGUGUGCCACCACUGCCCCGAUGUACCUAUCCUCCUGGUGGGCACCAAGAAGGACCUGAGAGCGCAGCCUGACACCCUGCGGCGCCUCAAGGAGCAGGGCCAGGCGCCCAUCACACCGCAGCAGGGCCAGGCACUGGCCAAGCAGAUCCACGCCGUGCGCUACCUCGAGUGCUCUGCCCUGCAGCAGGACGGCGUCAAGGAGGUGUUCGCUGAGGCUGUCCGGGCUGUGCUCAACCCCAUGCCGAUCAAGCGUGGGCGGUCCUGUGUCCUCUUGUGACCCUGGUGCUCAGCUUGGAGGCUGCCCCUGCUCCCUUACCACUUGUGCCUUGGCGCCUUGUUUCUGCCCCCAGCUGUGCCUUAAGGACUAAUUCAGGCACCCCUUGCCAGGGGGGCUCCCUGAAUGCCUUUUUCUCCCUAAGGAGGCCCUCAGGGAAAGGGGCUCAGCCUUGGGUCCUGCUGCACUCCACUUGGUAACACCAGCUGUUCUCCUGAGCUUACCCAGGCUAAGGGUGGACCCCUUCCCAAGAGGCCAGCCCAGUGUUCCCCUCCCUUUUUCCCCCUACUGAUCAGUUCAUCCAGCUUUCCACACAGGUGUUGCUGCCUAUUGGUGGUGCCUCUCAAGGGAUCUCAGCCGUCCCUAACCUCUGCUCUCGCUGCUCUUGGAACUGCCCCCCAAGAUGCUCUCUACCUUCCCCAAAGAAGGAGCCACAGCAUCCUGAGAAGAUGAAUGUGCCCUAACCUGCUCCUACAUGCCCAGGCCUUACGCAUCUGCUGACUGACUCAGCCCCUGUGCUCCUGGGGGCUUUUCCUACCCCCGUCAGCAUCAAUAAAAUCUCCUGUCUCCAGUG
Choloepus didactylus (southern two-toed sloth) is the source of this 1534-nucleotide messenger RNA. It is a transcript of the gene RHOG, whose product is annotated as ras homolog family member G. Gene Ontology annotation, biological process: regulation of actin cytoskeleton organization; small GTPase-mediated signal transduction; establishment or maintenance of cell polarity. Gene Ontology annotation, molecular function: GTPase activity; GTP binding; protein kinase binding. The transcript has 2 exons. The record is from RefSeq and is a predicted model, not a curated record. Lineage: Eukaryota; Metazoa; Chordata; Mammalia; Pilosa; Megalonychidae. Bases 247 to 963 code for a protein of 238 amino acids. Gene Ontology annotation, cellular component: cell cortex; cytoplasmic vesicle; cytoskeleton.